CUGGCUUCAAGCAGCUUGUUCUUUAAGUAUGUUGGGAUCCAGACCUUUUAGUUUUACUUCGGUGAUCUCAAAAACAGGAACCUCAUGUUUGCUGCUAUUCCAGUUGGUGCUCUCGGACCCACCAUGUGAAGAAAAUGAAAUGUGUGUAAACUAUAAAGAUCAAUACACAAACGGCUGGUAUAUCUGGUUCGUGCUGCUGAUUUUCCUGGUGGCUCUUCUCUGUGGAGUAGUGUUCCUCUGCCUCCACUGCUGGCUGAGGAGACCCCGAAUGGAUUCUCCAAGACGCACGAUGGCUGUUUUUGCUGUUGGAGACUUGGAUCCUGUUUAUGGGACAGAAGUGGCUGUGAAUCCAACUGUUGGAAUUCACCUUCACACUCAAAACCCUGAACUGUACCCUGCUCCAUGUUUUGGUACUGUAGGCCCCCCACCUCCAUAUGAAGAAAUUCUGAAAUCAAGCCAAUUUUAGUUCUGGAUUAUCAACUGGCAACAUUAGAAAUAUUUUUCA
Molecule: messenger RNA, 505 nt
Organism: Nyctereutes procyonoides (raccoon dog)
Lineage: Eukaryota; Metazoa; Chordata; Mammalia; Carnivora; Canidae
Gene: TMEM207
Product: transmembrane protein 207
Exons: 5
Coding region: 29-466 (145 amino acids)
Source: RefSeq, a predicted model, not a curated record